Messenger RNA from Lymnaea stagnalis (great pond snail), 6401 nucleotides. NCBI's taxonomy places the organism in Eukaryota, Metazoa, Mollusca, Gastropoda, Lymnaeidae. The record is from the annotation of a GenBank genome assembly.
UGGUGGAUGAACCUCAAUGGACAAGUACUGAACCACUGCUGGCAUGAUUAUUCUAAUUCGAAAUUUACGAUAACAAAGUUUGCAAACAAUUUAUUUUUUUAAUGUGGGAAUUCCUCCAAUGAGAAAUUAUUUUGAAGAUGAUUAGAGCUUACCAAUUCUUUUAGUUCAAGACUUUCUCAACAUAUUUAGUUUAGUAGCCAAAAAAAAUACAAAUGAAAAUAAUAAUGAUUAAUGAAUGAUAAUAAUAUUAAUAAUGGCAUAAUUAUAAUGGUAAUGUUAAUGUCAGUAAUCAUUCAUUAAUGUAAAUGAAUCAUGGAAAUUAAAUAAUGAAACUAUGAAUGUGUAACCUUGUUACUUUAGCUUUAACACUUUAUUUAUUCUAAUUUAAAGUAAAUAUAUUUACCAUCACAAAUAAUUUGAACAGAAAUGUAGGCCAACAAAAAAUAUUUAACAGUGGCAGUGGAGUUCCUUGAAUGAGUGCCACCUCAUCUGGGGCAAAAGUAACUAAAAGUGUAAGGCCCCCUAACAUAUGCAUUGGAUGCAGUUAAUUAUAAUGAUAAAUGGGUCUACAUUUUUAAAUUUAGUUAUCAAGGCUAUAAAAAAGAAAAAAAAUUGUUUAAACCUCAAAUCUGGGACAGUCACCCCUUUCACACCCCUUAUGUUUGGCGACUUAUAUAUAAAUUAUCAUAUUAUUAUCGCUAUAUAUUACAAGGCUUAUAUUAUUGGGCAUAAGCAACUCUGACCUAUGCAGGCUAUGGCCUAAAAUUAUAAGAAUAAUAAAAAUACUAAUUGUAAUAUGGAAAAUGUAUUUGGGAAAUUCAUGUUUUAUUCAAUACUUGCCUAAGAAUGGAUUGAAAUAAUGUUACUGUACACAUAAUUUCUAUGUAUUAAAACGGCAACAAGUAAUCCCAAACCUGGGUUUAAUGAAGCCUUAACUAAUCACUUAAACAAUUUUUGCCUACUUUAGUUUUCUAAUCAGAAUUGAGUAUUGUUAAUAGUACUCAAAUGUUUAUUCCUCGGCAGUAAUCAGUCAAAUGUUUAUUCCCUGGCAGUAAUCAGUCAAAUGUUAUAGCAGUUUAAUGUUUUGCUGUUUUAAAAAAAACUAUCCUAGCAUUAAAUUUAUUAAUUAAAUUUAUUGCAGGGUACCCUUACGUAAGUUUAUAAAAGAACAUGACAAAACCUGUCGUAAAAAAUACCACUGCUGAUUUGGCUAAACCUAAUCAUUCCAUGCUUAAAACUUCAAUUUAAAGUAAUUAACAAAAAUUUAAACAUCUGUGUAAUGUGCAAUAAGAAUGUAUAGUCUACACUUUUUUAUAAAACAUUUUCACUUUGUCUGUUAACUUUUCUAGAUAAAUUGAACCAUGACCAGAACAUAAAAAAUGAUGCUGUUACGAAAAUGGCAACGUUAUCUGCGUUGGUGCAUAGCUCUGGCCGCUCUGUUUGUUCUAUGGCAAGUCAUCCAUCACUUCUCACAGAUAAAUACCUUAGACUUAAGUUUGGAUAGAUAUGGCAAAAAACAGCCUGACCAUUGGGGAUCCACUAAUGAAGAUAUUGAUUGGCUGCCAGGUCUGGUAAAAUCAAGAUCUCAGGAAAUACCGAUUGUUGUGGUUGAGGAACAUUAUGAAGGUAUAACUACAUUAGGGAAGUUAAAUGAUUUCAUUUAUGGGAUGUCUGAUUAUCAGUUUUGAAACAGUUUAAUUACAUUUAAUUUAAUUUAUAUUUCUAUAUAGUAAUAAAUGUAACAUUGUAACAAGCAUAAAAGUUGUAAUUAAUUACUACUAAAAAUUAAAACUAACAUAUAAAUGGGGAAUUUAAAAAAUAAAGUGUCUGUAUGUCCGGCGACCGGACGAAUAAUUCUCGAGAUAUUCGUCAACCGCCGUAAAAAAGUUGGCCGAGAUAUUUAUUUAUUUAUUUAUUUAGGCAUUUUUAUAUAGCGCUUAUCAUAAAGCUCUAAGCGCUUUACAAUUAUUAAAACAAGUAAACUAAGUAAAUACAAAUGAGACACUAGGAUAGUAACUACUAUUCUAUAGAAACAAUGAAAAUGGCUUAAAAUUCAUUAUUUUAAAAUGGUUUAAAAUCUUUUUAAAGAUAUCUGUCCGUCAGCCUUGUUAUGUGACCGCUAAUGUCGAUCAUAAAACUGGCAUAAGAGAUGCAUGGAUGGCGACAAGUAUACACUUAAUUUCAAGAAAUAAGAGAGUGGGCAAGCAAUGUAUACUAGAAGGAAGAAAUACUGAACUGAUAUCGAGAGAGAAAGGAUAAAAAUGAUAUAGAGGGUGAUAAAUAAUUAUGGUGGGGAGGUUGAGAUUUAACAAAGAAAUAGGCCCUACAUCUUAACAUGGGACCAAUAUAGUGUGCUUUUGGGGUACCCUACUUCUCACGCAAUAUUAAUAGCCUAAAAUAAAACUUUUUUGACAAUAGGUCUAUUCUCAGUAAACUGGCAAGUAUUGGUCUUAUUUACUUUAGUUCAUAUUUUAAAUAUAGGCUACUAGGCAGAGCUUUAUAAGAUAUUUAAACCAAGAUAAUGGAUUUUUAAAAAAAAUUUUGCCGGUGAUCUCUUGUCACAUGACAUAUGUGCCGGAAUAAUAACACAUACUAGUUGUCCCAUGGUCACGUGACAUCCCCGCCGGAAGAAUAUCUCCUGCAAUAUUUGUCUGGUCGCCGGACAAUUAGACAUUGUCUUUUUAAAAAUCCAAGUAAUUUAAAAACAUUAAUGCCCAUUCCAGUUAUAAAAUUCAAGUCCAGUUUUAAAGUACCUGUUACCUGUUUAUUUCUGUAAAGGCCAAUAAAAGCCAUUGUUUAUAACUGUAUUUCCUUAAAAAAAUCUACAUCCCUUAGCUGCUGUAUAUUUAACUAUAUAUUUUUAAUAAUGAAAAAGCCUUUCCUUUUUAUCUUUUUAACAAAAAUUUAAAUUAUGAGUAUCUGUAUUUUUCUAAAAAUUCUUUUAUAUUUAUAAAUUGUUCAGAAAUCAAACAUUGUAUGCUAUUAUUAUGGCUCUAGUCAUUUCAUUGAGAUUCAAAUUAUUGUAUUUGAUAUUUGGCACAUAUUUCAAGCGCAACAUGGUUAUAAUAAUUCAAAUGUAAGCCUUUGCUCAUAGUUAAAGAUUAAAAAAAAAAAAAAAUGUUACCAAGAAAAUUGUUUAAUUAAUAUAUUCUUCUCUUUUACUAUUCACUUCACUUAUUUCUUAAUUGUUUUUUCCAAGUUUUGAAGUACUGGUUCCAAGCAGCCGACCUCGGCCUUAUUUCAAAGUCAAGGAAUGUUUUGGUAAUGAUAACCAUACCUUAAUUUUAUCAGUUUAUUUACCUUAAAUUAACAUUUAAAUUUUGUUGUAUUUAUUUUCAAGUUUUUAGAUAUGAUUUGAAGAUAAAAUAUAUAACUGUUUUGCAAACAUUGAGAGGGAUAAGGUUUACCCAUACUUGUGACAGGUUUUUUUAUGUCUUCUGAUUUGUACUGCUGUACAUGGUUAUGUAAAAAAAAAAUAUUUUUUUUUCAUUUUGAACAGGUUCUUGCAGGAUAACAUGUAUACUGAUGUAAUAUCAAUUUAUAUAGUGUAAUGAAAAAUUAAACUAAUUCUUAAAAAUAUUACUACAUAUUACACUAAAUUACAGAUUCAUGUAGAUGGUCAUGUGGAUGGAGCAGUGCCGUAUGAUACAGAAAAUAUCCCAUGGUUUCAUUACCCCAACAGUAGACAAGAAAUCUACAACAUGAUGCAGAGAAAUGACAUGUUCAUAGUGGUUGGUUAUUUGAGACUUUGCUCCUUCACAACAUAAAAUUAUAUUUUUAUAAUGGAAUUCUUUUAGUUAUUAAUGGCUGUAAAAUCAGUUACUGGAAUUUUAUAAUUUAUCCUUGAAAUAAUUACUGCAAAAUAUUUUUUGGAUAGUUUUUCACAUCAUCCAGGAUAAUUAAUUAUGCCAACUUAAGUACUGUUAUAUGGUUUUGUAUAUUUAAUUUGUUUUAAGAUUUAGCUCAUUAAAUGAACAAUACGUAUUGAUAAACUGAUAAAAACAGUAUACAAAGAGAAUACCAAAGCUAGUGAUACUAACAAUAUUUAGUGUAAUUAUACUAUCAAUUUAUAUAAAAAAUACAAAAUUAAAAAACAGAAAUGAAAGCUUUAUGAACUUACAGCACCGCUUUUGAAAAAAUAAAAUCCUUAAAAUAUAAAAAUAUACUCACACCCCCCACAAAAAUUAAAAUCUUGUAAGUCUUUUGUAAAUAUAAAAGUUACGUCUUAUAAAUUUCUAAGAAAAGUAGCAAAAAUCUCUCCCACCUUAUUUUUAGGGAGAAAGUUGUAACCCUCCAGAAAAGAAAAUUAUCUAGCAAUUGCAUUACCUUAUAGCAUUUUAUAGAACAAAUUAGAAUGUAAAGAAGCUUUCCCCAAUCAAGGCAGGGGAUGGGUAAAUAGUAUUGUAGCUAAACAUUCAAUCUGAUUACGUCAGUAUCAAAAAAUAAAAGUGGGAGGGAAGGUACGGUUGAAGGCCACAGCUUGUGAAUAAAAACUAAGUCAACAUACAGGCUAUAACACAACACUAAUGGUGGCUGAAUAUCAGUUAAAUCAUUCAUUCAGGGAAUGUUCAACCCUUUUGUAGAGCCUGAUGACCUGUGCUAAUAGGUUGAUUAUUAAAAGUGUAUUCACCUCACAUUUAAACACUAUAGAAAAGGAAAUCUCUCCAUUUUCUGGAUAUGUCAGAACAUAAAUCAACUCUUCCAAAUACAAGUGAAACUUUUUGAAAAUUUUAAUUUAUCUCCUAAAGCUUGCCAGCUGGUUGCCUCAUGUUUAUAAUUCAUAGACUCAAUUUUAACAUAUCUUCAGUUUCUUUUGUUCAUUUCAAAGCUCUGCUGUAAGCUAUAUUUAGUGCCAGAUCUAUAAAUGGGGUCAACAAUGCAGGACAAUUAAUUAAUAAUCAAAAGAUCCACACCCAAACAUCUGUUCAUUUAUUUAAUUAGGGGCAGUAAAUAAAGCAUUGGUACCCUUAAAUUUAGGUCCUAGACAUCUCAACCAUGUUAUCACUAGAUGAAGUUUUACCAAAAAUUUAAAAAUAAUGCAUUCCUCUCACUUUGUUAUAGGCUGCAGUCCUGACUGGUUUUGUGGAUCAUGUGAUCUGGGUGUGGCCUCAGUGGGACCGCCAAAACCAUGACUCUGACUGGAGUCAUGUCAUCAUUGAUGUACAGAUGGGCUACACAAAAGUCAAAGUGGACACUGAGAUGACAGGUUAUAAAAAUGAUCUGUGUUCCUGCUGGAAGAUUCGAGAGUUGGAAGAAAGCAAUAGAGAGAAAACACCACAAGACAGCCUGUGGGAAUGUCACAGGAGGAACUUCUCGGAGGUCGAAGCUGAAAAAGGCCCACAGAUAUCAAAACUGGACUGCAUGAUUCACGCCACUGCAGUCUUGGAAGUGAUGAGUGAAGCCGUAGCAACGGUUGAGCUUCCCAAAAUUUACCCUGCCUCUAGUUCAGCUGGUGUGAUAUUAGACAUAGACGAAGACUUCUAUGGGUGCUGGAGUGAUAUGAUUCCGCUGCAAAAAUCAGGAAUGGCGGAAAAGAGUGUCGAGCUCCUGUCGGACCUCAUUGCUGAUGUAUUGUGUGCAGACACUGCCAGGGAAGAGGUAGUUGCGGACAUGUUCUAUACUGCUCUCGUCAACAUGGUCAUCAACCUUAAGUCUGAAAGCUGUGAGGUCAUAGGUCAGCAAUUAAGGGAUCAGAACAAGCACUGCAAGACCAGCUUGGAAGUAAGUAAUUACAUUAUAGAAAAUAUACCUACUCUGUUAGGCUACCUGAAGAAAGAAGGACAUGAGAUUCUCCUGUGUCACGAGGAGGAAAAACUACAAGGAUUAUACCUGCAGAGCAUGAUGCAGCUUCUCCUUAACUUUUCCAUGAAAGAGCUUAGGCUCCUUUCUGACCUUGGCAUUUGUUUUAAGGUAUCGCCAUCCUCACGCUAUUUCGCUCAAGGGGGCCUUCUGCAUGUUUGUAUGGGAGAAAAUACUCCAGCUAGAACGAAAGUGUCCUUCCACCUUCCUUCAGAGGUUGAAAUCACAACUCAGACUGUGAGCUUGCGCAAGAUUAUAACAGCUGUCUUCAAAAAGCCUGACCUUGUGACAAUCUGCCGUUCUGUUAGAGACGGAUACACACCGAAACAAUUCCACCAAGUCAUUGAGUCCAAUAUUCUCACCAGCAUUUCCCACAUCUACAGGAGUGCCCAUGUUGAAAAUGCCCAUUAUGAUACUAACUUGCUGGGUGGCAGACUUGGGUGGGCACAAAGGAGCAGAAUUUGGACUGAGAAGCUUUUGAAAUAUGUAUCAUUGAAUAGGUUCAAUGACCUGGAUGAAUGAGACCUAUCUGUGAAACCAUUUUUUUUAAUCUCACCAUUGGUUUAAGCCAAGAGCUCAAGUGUCUUCUGUAAUGGGGAGAU